Molecule: messenger RNA, 3237 nt
Organism: Dermatophagoides pteronyssinus (European house dust mite)
Lineage: Eukaryota; Metazoa; Arthropoda; Arachnida; Sarcoptiformes; Pyroglyphidae
Gene: cdm
Product: importin-13-like protein cdm
Biological process (GO): protein import into nucleus
Cellular component (GO): cytoplasm
Source: RefSeq, a predicted model, not a curated record
AAAUAGCCACCGAUUGUGUGUGUGUGUGUGUGUGUUGUUUGUUUGAUGUUAUUUUCUUUUGUUGUUAUUGUUCAUUUGGAAUUAAAAUUUUGUUUUAAAAAAACUUAAGAAACAUUUUUUUUUCAAUUCAAAAAAAUUAUCAAAUAUCUUCCGAUAUGGAUCCAACAUUGAUUACAAAUAUUGAACAUUUAUUAAAUGAACUUUAUGAUGGUGGUCAACGAACAAACGAAUGCUCGAAUGGAACAAAAUUCGAACAAACAAAUCAGCUAUUAAUUAAUCUACAAAAAUCAAAAGAAGCAUGGUUAUUUGUUUGGCAAUUAAUGGAAAAAAAUCGUUCAAUUAAUGUACAAUAUUUUGGUGCAUCAUCAUUAUAUGUUAAACUAACUAAAUAUCAUUAUGAAUUAGAUACGAAUAAUUAUAGACAAAUAUGGAUGAAAAUUAUUGAAAAUCUGAUUAGUUAUAUGGAAAAUCCAGAAUUUAAUCUAAUAACAACAAAAUUAAUAUCAUGUUUAGCUGUUUGUAUUGUACAGAAUAUUGAUUCUGAAUGGAAUAAUGCAUUACAAGAUUUAUGGACAAUAUUUCAACCAGUAAAAUUACCAAAUAUUCCAUCAACACGUGUACAACAAUGUUUACUGGAAAUAUUAAGUGUUAUACCGGAUGAAUUGAAUCAUCCAUAUCGUGAUAAAAAUCGUAAACAUUCAGCCAAAUUGGAAUUAAUCAAGCAUGCUGAAUCAGUAUUAAUGUUUAUUUAUACAAUUCUUUUGGAAGAAAAUAUUUCCGAUAAUAUUACAAAAAUUUGUUUAAAAUGUUUUCAAUGUUGGUCAAUUGGUUUGGAUACAAUCAUAUUGACUGAAAAUCAUACGGAAAUUAUUGCAAUAAUUUUGAAUUUAAUUCGAAAUGAAAAUACAUGUCAUGAAGCUGUUGAAUGUUUAAUUAAUAUUUAUACAAAUCCAAAUCUAAUUAAACAACCAAAAAUGAUUAUCCGAUUAAUUGAACAAAUGACAAUCAAUUUAAGAAAUGUUAUUGAUCAAGCAAUCAAAGAAUCAAAUCAUGAUUAUCUUCGUGAUCUUUAUCUAUUGUUUAUAUCGAUUGGUGAAUCACAUACCCGCUUGAUAUUAGAUUCAUUAAUUGAUUUAUCAUUAAAUCAAAAUAUAAUGAUUGAAUUUUUUCAUAUCAUUCUAAAAUGUAGUCAAACACCAAAUUAUUAUGGUUAUGAUGAAACAAUAAGUGAUUUACCAUUUAAUUUUUGGAUAAAUUUCCAGGAUGAUCUAAUGGCAUCGGAUGAAAAUCGUAUACAAAUUUAUCUGAAUAUAUUUCGUGAUAUAUUUCAUUCAUUAAUCAAUAUUUUUCUGUUUAAAUUACAAUAUCCACCUGAUGAAAUAUAUGAACAACAAUGGGAUAAAGAUGAUCGUGAAAAAUUUCGUUGUUAUCGACAAGAUAUUUCCGAUACAUAUGCAUAUUGUUUUUCCAUUCUGAAUACAUCAUUACUGCAGAUUCUAAUGGAUCAUUUUAAUAAAGCAUUGGCGCAAACAUUGAUGGCCAGUUCGAAAAAUAAUAAUGAUAAUUCAAAAAAUCAAAUAUCCGCUUCGAUUCGUUAUCUGGAAGCAGUUAUCUAUGCAUUCACAUCAUUAAUGGAAAAUAUAUCACCAAAUGAAAAUAUAUUUAUGCCACAAAUAUUAAGUUCAUUUCAAACACUUUCCACUGAUUGUUUACAAGAUUCUCGAUUAUUAUCAACAAUAAAUUCAUUUUUAUCCAAUUCAGCUGAUUGGCUAGCUAAUAAUAUAAAUUAUUUUCCAUUCUCGCUGACAAUCAUAUCCAAUUCAUUAAAAUCGAAUGAUCAAAUGGUUAUUAUAUCGGCUACAAUGGCAUUAAAAAUUAUAACCAAUGAAUGUCAAUUAAAUCUUCAACCAUAUUCAAUGGAAAUAAUACAAAUUUGUGAACAAUAUCUUCAAUCACAACAUUUACAAUAUAAAGAACGUGCUAGAUUAAUGCAUUCAUUAGGUACAAUUUUAUCAAUAAUACCAUUAGAUUUAAUUAUGCAAACUAUUGAUCGAAUUCUGAUACCAAUUCUAUCGGAAAUGGAAAAAAUUCUUCUGAUUGAUAAUCAGCAACAACAACAAAAUAAUACAGAAAUACGUCCGCAUAUUAAUGGAAUUUUGUUAAUGUUAUCGAAUUUGUUUGCAAAACUUGAUGUCAAUCUGAAAGGUACCGAAUUGGAAGAAGGUGAUCAGCUAAUAUCAAAAUCAUUGAUCAAAUCAAAAGCAAAAAAUAAUAUACCACAACCAUUAUUGAAAAUUUUUGAAAAAAUUAUGCCAAUGUUUACCGUAAUCGUUACAAAUUAUUCAUAUGAUGAACAAAUUGCUGAAAAUAUUUGUGAAUGUAUAAAAAAAACUAUUAUCACAUUGUUGGAUGAUAUUCUACCAAUGAUCGGUGCAAUUUUACAACUAUUAAUACAACUUUAUCGUGAUUCACGUUCAAUUUCAGUUAUACAAAUUUCUAGACAAAUAUUUCAAUUAUUUUAUAAAGAAACAGAAUUAUUACCCAUAUUGCAAGAAUAUUUUUAUUCAUUAUCAACAAUAACCAUUGAACAAUUUACAAAAGAUUUUCGUGAAAAUACUUAUCUUGUACAAUGUUUUUAUGAAGAAUCCGCACAAAUACUGCGUAAAACAACGAUAAUAUUUCUGUAUUCAAAAUUAAAUCUUUCCGCAUUGUUUGAUUGGGCAAUUGCCGGUAUUUGUUUACCGGAAAAAAGUACUGUUCAUCAAUGUUCAAUAUUUAUUAGUGAAUUUUUGAAUCAAGGUAGACAAAAUGAACAAUUUUAUAAAAUCAUACAGGAUAUGUUCGAUUUGUUAGUGAUGAAAAUAUUUAUUGUUAUCGGUGGACAACAAGGUUCACCAUCACAUUCAGUUGAUUAUAUGCCCGAUAUAAUUAUUGUAUUGAAUCAAAAAUAUUCGGAUAAUUUUCAACGAACGCUGAAUUCAAUAAUCGAUUAUAAUGAUUUUCCAACCGAAUUGAUUAAAAGAGAACAAAAACAACAAUUCGUACAAUCAAUUUCAACAUUACGUAAUAAUAAACGACGUUUACGUGAAAUUGUUAAAGAAUUUAGUUAUCGUUGUCGUGGACUAUUCGGUGUAGAUAAUAAACAUUAAGUCGGGUUGGUUGAUUGAUGAACAAAUCUAUUCUUUUCUUUUUUUUAAUUUUUAAAAUCUUUAUAUCUCUAUAUGGAAUGAUUUUUGU